Messenger RNA from Acanthoscelides obtectus, 1514 nucleotides. NCBI's taxonomy places the organism in Eukaryota, Metazoa, Arthropoda, Insecta, Coleoptera, Chrysomelidae. The record is from the annotation of a GenBank genome assembly.
GGAGGGGGUUGUGGUGGAGACAUGAAGUCACACAGUCACAGUGAUCAGCAGGUGAUCAGUGACCGUCACCGUGACUAUCACAUGGCAUUUAAACAUUUUAAAUUUUAAGGUUAUAUCCAGGUUAUAUCAACAUUACCAAAAAUAAAAACUAUUGCUUCUGCAAUUUUCAACUAUAGCCGGAGAUUUACACCUCAACAAUGCCGAUUACAGAAUAUUUUUCGACCCUAGCUGACAACCCUUAUUUUGGAGCGGGUUUUGGCCUUUUUGGUGUUGGUGCAGGAGCUGCAAUACUCAGAAAGGGCUUUCAAACUGGCAUGAUUCUCUUCAGGAGGCAUUAUAUGAUAACUUUAGAAGUACCAUGUAGAGAUAAGUCCUAUCAGUGGCUGUUACAGUGGAUGACUACAAAAGGUGCAAGACAGACUCAACACUUAAGUGUUGAGACAAGCUUUGAACAGAAAGACAGUGGACAUGUAAAGACAAAGUAUGAUUUCAUUCCCAGCAUAGGUACACAUUUCUUUCGAUAUGGAAGUACUUGGAUAAGAGUUGAAAGAACUAGAGAGCAGCACACACUAGACUUACAUAUGGGUACACCAUGGGAAACUGUCCAACUAACUGCUCUUGGCAGAAAUAAAGAAAUGUAUUUUAGAAUACUAGAGGAAGCUAGACAAAUGGCACUGAAACAACAUGAGGGUAAAACAAUAAUGUACCAAGCUAUGGGCAGUGAAUGGAGACAGUUUGGUCAUCCCAGGAAAAGAAGACCAAUUUCUUCUGUUAUUUUGGAUGAUGGCAUUAGUGAAAGAAUUCUCAAGGACUGCCAGGAAUUUAUAUCAAAUCCAACUUGGUAUACAGAUAGGGGAAUUCCAUACAGAAGAGGCUACCUAUUGUAUGGACCACCUGGAUGUGGAAAGUCAUCAUUCAUCACAGCUUUGGCAGGUGAACUUGGGUUUUCAAUAUCAGUAUUGAAUUUGUCAGAAAGAGGACUAUCAGAUGACAGGCUAAACCAUCUGUUGAGUAUAGCCCCACAACAAAGCAUUGUUUUACUAGAGGAUAUUGACGCUGCAUUUGUUUCAAGGGAAGAUACAGCACAACAGAAAUCGGCAUAUGAGGGACUAAACAGAGUUACAUUCAGCGGUUUGUUGAACUGUCUAGAUGGAGUGGCUAGUAGUGAAGCAAGAAUGAUGUUCAUGACGACAAACUAUAUAGAAAGGUUGGAUCCAGCAUUGAUACGACCAGGAAGAGUUGAUCUAAAAGAAUAUAUUGGCUGGUGUUCUCCAAGCCAGAUUGAAAAAAUGUUUUUGAGAUUUUAUGAUGGUGAGAAUGCGCAGAGCCAUGCCAAAGAAUUUAGGGAAAAAGUUGUAUCUUUUAACAAGAACGUUAGUCCAGCACAGUUACAAGGAUUUUUCAUGUUCCACAAGCAUUCAGAUCCAAAGGAAGUUAUUGAUAGUUGUAAGAUGAUUUGGGAGCUGUGAUGCAAUGGUUUAAUAUAAGCUAUAAAGUAUAAUUAUAAAAUGACA